This is a messenger RNA of Teleopsis dalmanni, 1126 nucleotides long. Its product is annotated as NGFI-A-binding protein homolog. Gene Ontology annotation, cellular component: nucleus. The transcript has 2 exons. Gene Ontology annotation, biological process: negative regulation of DNA-templated transcription. The record is from RefSeq and is a predicted model, not a curated record. Gene Ontology annotation, molecular function: transcription coregulator activity; transcription factor binding. The annotation marks the transcript as partial. Lineage: Eukaryota; Metazoa; Arthropoda; Insecta; Diptera; Diopsidae.
UGAUUGCCACUUCAAGACCCAGCAAUGAAGCAGAAGUUCAAUUGUAUCUUGUACUACAGCGAGCCAGUCUCUUGGCCUAUUAUGACACCUUACUAGAAAUGGGAGGUGAUGAUGUACAACAGUUAUAUGAAGCAGGUGAAGAGGAGUUUCUUGAGAUUAUGGCUUUAGUUGGUAUGGCAUCGAAACCGUUGCAUGUACGCAGAUUACAGAAAGUCUUGCAUGAAUGGGCCAAUAAUCCAACACAAUUUCAAUCAGCUAUAUUAAGUGGUUCAUCAAGUUUAUGCGAGACACCCACAAAGCCCAUAAAUGCAUAUAAUCCUGCCGAACCUUCAACCUCUUCAUUAACACGCUGUAAGUUUCUCAACUACAAUCCUACACCACCUUUUAAUCCAACACCACUCAUAAAUACAGCACAAACAAGUUCCACAAAUUUGCUCACGCAAAUGUGUACACCCGCAAUCACAGUACCAGUCAUACAACCACAUACACCAUUAUCCCUGCCUACAACUCCCACCACACAUCAAACUACUGGUAGUACCGCACAUCAGGUUACUUCCAGUUCGCCACAAUUAACACCCGUGUUAACAGAUGUACAAGUAACACAUAUCACACUUGGUGCAGAAAAUAUAGCACGUAAGUUACCGAAACGUGAACCACGUGCGCAGACUUCUAAAAAGCGUACAAGUCGCGAAUUGGAACAAGUCAUUGCUAUGCAAGAAAGUGAUCCAAGACGAAUGGAGGAGAUUCGUAAGUACUCAGCGAUUUAUGGUCGUUUCGAUUGUAAGCGACGCCCUGAGAAACCCUUAACAUUUCACGAAGUUUGCGUUAAUGAGGCUGCCGCACAAUUAUGCCGUCUUGUGCCUGCACUUCUUACACGUCGUGAUGAACUAUUCCCCUUGGCGCGUCAAAUAGUUAAAGAUGCCGGUCUAGGACAUUCUGCAAACAUCUCAAGAUACGGUGGUCUUUUACCACAAAUGCAGGCACAAGCAGCAAACAUACAGAGAUCAACGGUAGUGGUUGAUUGUGAAUCAAGUGACUCUACAGUGCCAAUAAAAAGACAGCGAUUGUCGUCCACUGAAACUAAGUCCUCUGCUGACUUAAGUCGGGUAAGAAAUAAAGAUUCAAU